GGACUCCAUCAGCAGGCCUGGCGGUUUCCCUCUCUGUCCCCAUCAAAAGACCCCGGUUUGCCCUUCUGAUGUGUCUGCUUGGCCUUUCGCGCCCUCUCGCCCCGGAACUGUCGAUUUCUGUCCUGUCCCAUGUGCCGCUCUGGUUCCUGCUUUUGAUUACAUACGGAGCGUACCCAACAGAGCUACUUACCUAUGUAUACUGCGAGGCGCCCAUUCAUUCAUUACCUAGCCACAGCCCACUUCUGACCCCCCUUUUACCCUCUUCCCCUUGUCGCUACUCUGCUAUAAUUAUCUGCCUCGGCCGAGCUGAGUCGAGCUGAUCCGCCGUUUGCCUUGCCGACCGCCGCCUCACUUGCCCAAUCCCACUCACUGGGCUCACCCACCCGCUCAUAACUGGACACAAUACAACUCAAUCGCAGCCUGGCACAGCACAGCACAGCACAGCACAACGCAACGCAACUCGUGCAUCACCACCUUUGUCUCAAUCUACA
Ilyonectria robusta is the source of this 491-nucleotide messenger RNA. RefSeq lists its product as uncharacterized. Lineage: Eukaryota; Fungi; Ascomycota; Sordariomycetes; Hypocreales; Nectriaceae. Bases 69 to 320 code for a protein of 83 amino acids. The transcript has a single exon. The record is from RefSeq and is a predicted model, not a curated record.